UUGGGGGAAUAUUGGAUCAGUGAGGAGAAAUACAGCCCGUGGCUGUGAAACACCCGUGUUCGGUUUGCCAGCGUGAGGGAGCCGGAUCGGUUGUCAGCCGUAGCCGGACGGGUUCGGUGGGGAGAACCCCAGGGCACCGCUGCUGCCUCCCAUGGCAGCGCGGCAGGAGCAGCAUCCCGGAUUCUCAGCGCGGAAGAAGGCUGUGCAAACUCGAAGAAUCGAAGCUUUUCCCAUUAAAAUCUUCCCUUGGAUCGGCGGGCAGGAAAGAUGCCUGAACAAAGCAAUGACUACAGAGUGGUCGUGUUUGGAGCAGCUGGGGUUGGCAAGAGCUCCUUGGUCCUUCGUUUUGUCAGGGGAACUUUCAGGGAAACCUACAUCCCCACGAUCGAAGAUACCUACAGGCAGGUGAUCAGCUGUGACAAGAGCAUCUGCACCCUCCAGAUCACUGACACCACGGGCAGCCACCAGUUCCCUGCUAUGCAGAGGCUGUCUAUAUCCAAAGGGCACGCCUUCAUCCUGGUGUACUCGGUCACCAGCAGGCAGUCCAUGGAAGAUCUUCACCCCAUCUUUGAGCAGAUUUGCCAGAUUAAAGGGGACAUCCAAAAAAUCCCCAUCAUGUUGGUGGGGAACAAAAGUGAUGAGACCCAGAGGGAGCUGGAUGCCAGCGAGGGGCAAGCCUUAGCCAGCAAGUGGAAAUGCUCCUUCAUGGAGACCUCAGCCAAAAUGAACUACAACGUGCAGGAGCUCUUCCAGGAGCUCUUGAAUCUGGAGAAGAGGAGAACUGUCAGUCUCCAGGUGGAUGGCAAGAAAUCCAAGCAGCAGAAAAAGAAAGAUAAACUGCAAGGCAAGUGCUCUGUGAUGUGA
Calypte anna (Anna's hummingbird) is the source of this 864-nucleotide messenger RNA. RefSeq names its product DIRAS family GTPase 3 (gene DIRAS3). Bases 268 to 864 code for a protein of 198 amino acids. Gene Ontology annotation, biological process: signal transduction. Gene Ontology annotation, molecular function: GTP binding; GDP binding; GTPase activity. The transcript is spliced from 2 exons. NCBI's taxonomy places the organism in Eukaryota, Metazoa, Chordata, Aves, Apodiformes, Trochilidae. Gene Ontology annotation, cellular component: plasma membrane. The record is from RefSeq and is a predicted model, not a curated record.